Messenger RNA from Apaloderma vittatum (bar-tailed trogon), 367 nucleotides. It is a transcript of the gene RPL35A, whose product is annotated as ribosomal protein L35a. Bases 3 to 335 code for a protein of 110 amino acids. Gene Ontology annotation, molecular function: structural constituent of ribosome. Lineage: Eukaryota; Metazoa; Chordata; Aves; Trogoniformes; Trogonidae. Gene Ontology annotation, biological process: cytoplasmic translation; ribosomal large subunit biogenesis. Gene Ontology annotation, cellular component: cytosolic large ribosomal subunit; ribosome. The transcript has 4 exons. The record is from RefSeq and is a predicted model, not a curated record.
CCAUGACCGGGAGGCUGUGGUGCAAGGCCAUUUUUGCUGGCUACAAACGUGGCCUCCGAAACCAGCGGGAGCACACCGCCCUUCUGAAAAUUGAAGGUGUUUAUGCCCGUCAGGAGACAGACUUCUACUUGGGCAAGAGAUGUGCAUAUGUAUACAAAGCUAAAAACAACACUGUAACCCCCGGUGGGAAGCCCAACAGGACACGAGUGAUCUGGGGGAAGGUGACCCGCGCCCAUGGGAACAGUGGCAUGGUUCGUGCCAAAUUCCGCUCCAACCUUCCUGCCAAGGCCAUUGGACACAGAAUCCGGGUGAUGCUGUAUCCAUCUAGGAUCUAAAUUUUUAUUGGAAAUAAAAUGGAGAAUCUGUU